Molecule: messenger RNA, 4703 nt
Organism: Coregonus clupeaformis (lake whitefish)
Lineage: Eukaryota; Metazoa; Chordata; Actinopteri; Salmoniformes; Salmonidae
Product: GTPase HRas
Exons: 6
Coding region: 312-881 (189 amino acids)
Biological process (GO): Ras protein signal transduction
Cellular component (GO): plasma membrane
Molecular function (GO): GDP binding; GTP binding; GTPase activity
Source: RefSeq, a predicted model, not a curated record
GCUCCAACAAGCUUGUCUUCAUCCUCUCCCUCUUCGAAGCACAUUGUGCGCUGUGACUUAACCUCGCUUACAACAUUGAACGAAUGCCGUUAAAAAUUGGCCUGAAAAGUAUCAGUUCUGGAAUAAUAACAUAUAUUUCUGUUGUCGAACACUGUUGAGAGACAUUCGUUGAGGAAACGGACCCACCAUUUGGAUUUCUAUUCUUGGAACACUCAGAAGCUACUGAGUUGAAACAUUGUUUCCAGUAGACUACGUCGCGCUCCUGAUUAUUGGGUAGAGCUCUGCUUCAGUGUGUGUGGGGAGCAGUGAGGAUGACUGAAUACAAGUUGGUGGUGGUGGGGGCUGGAGGUGUGGGGAAGAGUGCACUCACCAUCCAGCUCAUCCAGAACCACUUUGUGGAUGAAUACGACCCCACCAUAGAGGACUCAUACAGGAAGCAGGUGGUGAUUGACGGGGAGACAUGUCUGCUGGACAUCCUGGACACUGCAGGUCAGGAGGAGUACAGCGCCAUGAGGGACCAGUACAUGAGGACAGGGGAGGGCUUCCUCUGUGUCUUCGCAAUCAACAACACCAAGUCCUUCGAGGACAUCCACCAGUACAGGGAACAGAUCAAGCGCGUGAAGGACUCUGACGACGUGCCCAUGGUGCUGGUGGGUAAUAAAUGUGACCUUCCAUCGCGUACUGUGGACACACGGCAAGCACAGGAACUGGCCCGCAGCUACGGAAUUCCCUACAUCGAGACCUCGGCCAAGACACGACAGGGGGUAGAGGACGCCUUCUACACACUAGUGAGAGAGAUCAGGCAGCACAAGCUGAGGAAGCUCAACCCUCCGGACGAGAGUGGACAGGACUGCAUGAGCUGCCGCUGUGUGGUGUCGUGAUGGAGCUCACCAGUUCGGGGUGAGGAGUGGACCUAUGGCGCGUAGUGGCAGCAUGGACUUAAAGACUGACGGUGGAGGAUGAAACAACAACAAACUUUGAAACUAAAGAGGACAGUCAAAGAAAAGCAGAGCAAGCGGAUGCACCACCAGGCUGACUGUGUACCAUAGAGGAGAGGGGGAUCUUGCCCCUGCCAGGCCGUGCUAGACUAGACUAGGCUGUCUGUCUGUCCCCUCUUUGAGUCCAUGUCUGCCAGAGCAACACCACUAAUAACUGUUUCUCACCAGUGAUCAUGCUCGGCAGCUCCAAUGAGUUCCUGCUAAGUUAUUGUUUUACAGUCUCAACACUGGUCUUAAAGGGGGAUGUCACCAAUCCCUGGUGAGUCCCCCUCACCACCACCUUCUCAUACCUCAAAACCCUGAUUUUACAUUUGACCCCCCGAAAAGACUGGACAGUAGUAGCCUAUAUCCCCAUCCCUAAUUUAACCUCCCCCCAGCCUCCUUGUUCCUCUCUAGAGGGGCUCUGCAGUAACCUCAUUAUUACGGACACAAGUAUGGGGACGGAGCAUGACAAAAGACACGCCACAUAGGAAUGGUCCUUUUUCUAUUUAAUUUUUUUGGUUAGUCUAGCUGUCAAACCGAACUUUCUUUUCUUCUUAAAACACGUUUUUUUUUUAUGUGGCUUUUUUGUGAUUUGAAGGUGAUCAUGCUUGGCGUUGUAAGGUAAGCCAGGAUGUUUCUUUUGUGUGAUGGGCUGUAGCCAUUUUAAGACCUGUCACCGUGAGGAAGUCCUUAUUUGGGUCCUUAUGUGGGCAGGGCUGUGGAUCAGACAGAUGGAUGGACUCAUUUUCCCAGAGUGCCAUUGCCUUCCCCCUCACAGACAUGUUCGUGCACAUGUGUGAGUGUGCUAAAGGGUUCUCUUCGUGGAGUAAUAUAGGACUAGAUAUUGUAGGUUCUGGUGCAAUAGGAAUGUUUACUGUCUAGGUUUAAGAAUUGGGAAUAAACCAUCUCUCUCUCAUGCCUAUUUAUUAUUUGCUUGUAUUUUUUGGGUGGAGAAGGGAGUGGUACAUAAGUGAAGUUUUACUUGCUGUUGCCUUCAAGGUUUGGCUGAAUGGUUGGAAGGAUGGGAGACUAACAUCAUUCCUUGGUCCAUGCAGUGCCAUUAUUUACCAUGGGGUGGUUAUGCAGUGAAUGAUUCUUCUUGCACAGCCUUUCAGGGAAGUGGAACAAAAUACCCUUUGAGAUUAAGUGCUAUUUUAAGACACCGGUGGCAUUCAUUUCUUUCCUAUUCCUUUGCUUAGACAACUGUAUGGUGUUUAGUAUAGUUUGACAUUUCUAGAUAGCAAGUAUCGGUCCUCACUGUGUUUUAAGGCUCAGGAAACGGGAAUGUCCAGAAAUGUCUCACCUUUUGAUCCUGGAACAUAAGAUGGAACGCCAGAAUUUCAAUUUCACAGAUUUUAAUGCACAAGACCUGCCUUAAAUUACUGGUAAUAUGUGGGAUAAAACUGUUUUGACCACAUAAAAUAACCUUCUCUCUCAUUCUACUCGCUACUGCCUCCUCAGUUGGACCUUUGGUUCCCUGAGAAGAUCAUUUGAUUCAGGCUAGUGUGGUAUCGUGUCGAAUGCUGGUGGGUAUUGCUGUCGAUCAAAGAAUCCCUUAGGCUGUAUCGUUUUCAAAGGCCUUUAUUAAAACCACGAGGUUACAGCGUAAGUACAGAUCCCGCGAAGAUCUGGAGAAGCAGUCCCAACUGAAUCUUAAUGCUUUCUACCUCUUCACCGUAAUUUCCCCCUUUAUAUAGCCUUCCAAGAGUUGAAUGGCUCCCUCUACUGUUCAAUCCCCGUAUCUUACAACCCCCUUCCUGUUUGUCAUAUGUGGAGUCACACUAAAACCUUCCCUCUUGAUACCACAACUCAACAUUCUUUCAGUUCCAUUUAAAACAUUUAACACCAUCGUAUUGUCAAUACACUACACUAGUAAUGUACGAGCCAACUUUAUUUGCAAGAAAAGUCAGCGGAAAACAUUCUUCAUUUUAGGGGUUCUCUUUUGAUAUUUCUCAAUAUUACACAUUUUUAGUCAUUUAGCAGAUGCUCUUAUCCAGAUAUGUCCAGAUAUUGAAUGGUGUAGGUAGGCCUACUAGCUUUUGUGCUCUCUACAACACUAACCACAGCAUAGGGUUGCCGAUACAAAUCAACACUGCUUGGUCCUGUUUAACUUGCCUUAUUAUUUGUUAGCUAGUACUUCAUGCCUUUUAGAGUAGUAAGUUUGCCUGAAGCAGGUGCUUCUGUGGUGGUCUGUGUCUGCUUUCCUCUGUGGAUAACUUGUUGUGAAUGAUUGGUGGCGAUUGGAGAUGUGUUCCUUCUGGCAUUUGUUGAUCUUUCCCUCUACAAACAGACAUGAGGAAAAACUAACUCUGAAACACACCAACCAGAUGAGAUUCUGUACAGCUUGCCCUGUCUGAGUAGCUGAUGAUUUUUGUGUUUUUAGUCCAAACUGUUUAAAAAAAAAAAAAAAAAAAAAGUGUAAAAAGGCUGCUUUCUUUUUAUUUCUCCCUCCUGUUUUUGAAGGUACUUACACCCACCGUUCAGCCACAGUGACCCAGUAGUACAUUGUGAUGCCUCAUUAGACUUCAGUCAAAGCAAAGCCAACACCUUGACCUCUUGCCUAGAAGAUAGACCUUAACAUUGGAAAAUAAUAUUAAUAAUAAUUUCACCAAUACUUUUUGCUGCUAUCAUACAUGUGAGUGGCGUUCCUUAGUAUAUGUACAGUACGUGCUCUUGUAUGUGGUUUUCCAGGAACUGCCCUCUCCAACAAACACUCUUCUGAAUUACCCCCGUCUUGCCUGAACACAAUUACACCAGUUGGCAUGUAAGAGAUUUCUUGACCUGCUCCCCCAUCAUGAGAGGGCCCUGCAGUCAGACACUACUCCCCAAGAUCCUCUCACCUUUACUGGGUUGCUACCCUUCAUAUGUUGGAUCCAGGGGAUGGAGGGGGUCUGUUGAUGAAGACACUGACACUGCACACAGGCUUGACCGUUACCUCCGACAACAGCCACUACACCUCUUCUGGCUCUGUCUGGGUGGAACACCUCUACUGCGGUGUGUGGACCACAAAUUAUAUUCUGGAGCUCUGAGGGAUUCAGAGACUGGGAUGAUGUUGGUCUUCUGUGGUUUUAUUCUCAAUUUGUUGUUUUUGGGGUCUUAAAACUGAAAAGAAUAUUAUGUGUUCUAUUAGUAUAGGGCACUCCAUAACCAUAAAGUAAAGAAUCUGUACCUUGAAAAAUAAAUAACCGAACGUGGAUCUUUGUCCCCAUAGUGAUCUACUGUGUAACGUUAAACAAAUCCGACCUAUGUAACUUGUUUAUCAAGUGGACCUCUGGUGAUAGAAGAUGUGAACUGUACAGUUGUCUGAACUAUAGUUGGCCGUUAUAUUCUGAAUCUCACACAAUGUCCCUCGUCUGUCUAUACUCGAUGUGCUCUGAUUGACCGGCAGUUAUGGGCACACAUCUAAAGGUAAACUCUUAGAAACUGGACAUCAGUUGUCAUCAAGAGGAAUACAAGACCAGCAGGCCUCCAGUAAUCAUGUCUGAAGGGAGGGGAGACUUUUGUGGACAAAAACAUGGACAUUGGGAGGUUUUGCCCAAGGACUGAAACCAAAAAGGGCUUGCUUUUCCCUUGUAAAACUGUAGUGUGAACGAGCGAGAGAGGAUGUGGGUUUGGAAGUUUCAUUGUGAAAAUAUCAACUGUUUUAACUAUUUAAGAUGUAUUUACUCUAACAAAAUGGCAAAUGUGCAGCAGGGCAGGAAUAAAGAUGUCAAGAUGAACUCA